Messenger RNA from Melanotaenia boesemani (Boeseman's rainbowfish), 5045 nucleotides. RefSeq names its product HNF1 homeobox Ba (gene hnf1ba). The transcript has 10 exons. The coding region runs from base 482 to 2215 and encodes 577 amino acids. Gene Ontology annotation, molecular function: DNA-binding transcription factor activity, RNA polymerase II-specific; RNA polymerase II cis-regulatory region sequence-specific DNA binding. Lineage: Eukaryota; Metazoa; Chordata; Actinopteri; Atheriniformes; Melanotaeniidae. Gene Ontology annotation, cellular component: nucleus. Gene Ontology annotation, biological process: pancreas development; insulin secretion; regulation of transcription by RNA polymerase II. The record is from RefSeq and is a predicted model, not a curated record.
AAAAGUAAAUAAAGCUUCUCUGACUUUUACUGGUACCGAUACUCGUGGCGCUUAUACGAACUAAAACCAGGGAUGUGAAUAUGUGCAGCUCGCCUUUCUUAAAGGAUUUUAUGGCAUAUACAACAGGGUCCGAAGUCCAUGAAAGUUUUGCUGAUAAGAGGAGCCAAUAAAAGCAGCAGUGCAGCAGAGUAAACACGUCUACCUCUGCUCAGAACGGGCCUUCUCCUGAGGAUUUACAUAAAGCAGCCAUCAGCCGGCCCACUCAUUACCAUGUUUUAUAUUCCCCUGCUCUCAGAAAGCAUCAUGGCAAAGUAGCUCCAUCCUCCCCUUCAACAGGGAAGUGAAGCUUCUCGGAGCAGGUGUAAGCAGCCGAAAACUCCCCAUAGAUUUGUAACUUAGAGGAAGACAGGAACUUUAUUUUAACUUUUCUCCAUUUUCCCUUUCCCCUCCCGGCGCACAGCAGACAUAUGUUGUGUUUUUAAUGUUCUCUAAAAUGUUAUCGAAGCUGACAUCCCUUCAGCAGGAGCUCCUCAGCGCCUUGCUGGACUCAGGAGUUACCAAAGAUGUUCUGAUCCAGGCCCUGGACGACUUGGACCCCAGCCCGCCGGGCUUUGGAGUAAAACUGGAGAAUCUGCCCAUGUCGCCCGCUCCUCCUCAGAGCGGCAAGAUAAACGGAGCGGACGCGGACUCAAAACCCGUUUUCCACACACUUACCAACGGUCACAGCAAAGGCAAACUGUCCGGGGACGAAGGCUCCGAGGACGGGGACGACUACGACACCCCGCCGAUACUGAAGGAGCUCCAGUCGCUCAACACGGAGGAGGCCGCCGAGCAGAGGGCGGAGGUGGAGCGCAUGCUGGCAGAGGACCCAUGGCGAGCUGCCCGCAUGAUCAAAGGUUACAUGCAGCAGCACAACAUCCCCCAACGGGAGGUGGUGGACAUCACUGGGCUGAACCAGUCUCACCUCUCCCAGCACCUCAACAAAGGCACGCCCAUGAAAACACAGAAGCGAGCAGCCCUUUACACCUGGUAUGUCAGGAAACAACGGGAAAUUCUUCGACAGUUCAACCAGGCAGCACAUGGUUCAGGUAGCAGUAUGUCUGACAAAGGCAAUCAGGAUCCAGCAUUUUUUUUCCCAGAGUACAACCCAUCUGGUCAUGGCAUGGGUCAACCUGGUGAUGAGGUCGGAAGUGAGCCUUCCUGUAAGAAAAUGAGAAGGAACCGUUUCAAAUGGGGGCCCGCGUCGCAGCAAAUCCUCUACCAGGCCUAUGAACGGCAGAAAAAUCCAAGCAAGGAGGAGAGGGAGGCAUUGGUAGAAGAGUGCAACAGAGCUGAGUGUCUUCAAAGAGGUGUUUCUCCCUCCAAAGCUCAAGGCCUCGGCUCUAACCUGGUCACAGAAGUGCGAGUUUAUAAUUGGUUUGCAAACCGCCGCAAAGAGGAAGCCUUCAGGCAGAAGUUGGCUAUGGACGCCAUCACUGCCCCAACACACACCAUCAACCCGCUGCUGUCACACAGCUCGCCACAUCAUUCCCAGACCAGCGCUUCACCUCCCAGUAAGAUGCCAGUGCGUUACAGCCAAGGCCCAGGUGAGGUCACCUCCUCCUCCUCCAUCAGUCACCACAGCAGCAAUGCCAUGGCAACCAGUCAGUCAGUGCUCCAGCAGGUGUCUCCAGGAGGACUGGACCAUAGCCACAGUUUGCUGUCACCUGACGCCAAGAUGAUUUCAGGUUCAGGUGGAGGACUUCCUCCCGUCAGCACAUUGACAAACAUCCACAGUUCCCAUCACGGUCAUCAGCAGACACAGAACCUCAUCAUGCCUCUGUCUGGAGUCAUGGCCAUAGCACAGAGUUUAAACACGUCACAGUCUCAGACAGUGCCAGUGAUCAACAGCGUGGCGGGCAGUCUUGCAGCGCUGCAGCCGGUACAGUUUUCCCAGCAGCUCCACAGUCCUCACCAGCAGAGCCUGAUGCAGCAGUCUCCCAGCCACAUGAGCCAGCAGCCUUUCAUGGCGACAGUCACACACUCACACAUGUAUUCUCACAAGCAAGAACCCCCACAAUACUCCCACCCGUCACGUUUCCCCUCAGCUAUGGUGGUCACAGACGCCAACAGCAUCAGCACUCUCAGCUCCAUGUCCUCAAGCAAGACGGAUGCUCCUGUAAACAAGAUGGUGCAACUUGGGGGUCUCUCCUGGUGUCCUCUUCAAGCUUGGUGAGAGCGUCCACCUGACUUCCUUGCUGCCCGGCAACCAGAGCACAUUUUUCCACCCUCUCACCGCGGUAACCAUGACAUCUCUUAAUAGCCUGUGACAGCGUGCUGGAUGAUGAGUCAGUCAACAAACACAGAGGAGUGACGAUGGUUGGGAGGCAGUGGAAAUGACAAAUGGGGACAGGGGAGUGAAAAAAAGAGUCUGGAUUCACCUUUGUGGCACAAAAAUGAUCAACAAGGAUUUAUGAUUUUAACACAAUCUUUAAAAAACAGUGUUCCGUUUUCCACACCCCCUUUUAAAAGUCACCUUCUGUUGUCACAUUUCAAAGGAACAAAAGCACCAAAAUGAACUUUGUGGACCUAAAUAAAGGCUUUGAGAUGGCUUUAACUGUGAUUUAAGGUGGAAAUAUGAGGACACAGUGACACUAACAGCGGCAGAUGUAAACGAGGAGGCUGAGGAACGCCUGUGCUGAAAGUUUGUUGCCUUGCUUGUGAGCAGCCUAUAUGACAAUCAGAAUAACCUGUAUUGAUCUUGUGCAUUCAUUCAUUCCUCACUUGGGCUUUAAAGGAGUCUUCCAUGUUAUUCUUUCACACUCAGUUUACUCUGCUUGCAUCAGUGCAAAUGAUGAAUGCCUGUUCAUAGUUUCAAGUUGUACAGUGUGUAUACUGUGAUUGAAAAGACUUUGACAAUCUUGAAAGGACUAUGCAAUGUGUUUAUAGGUGUAAGCAAUUGCUUUGUAUAACUGGAUUCUGCACAAAAAUCCACAAACUGGAGGCUGGACAUUAAACUGCAGUUGGAGUUUCUUGCAAAAUAACACAAAUGGAUGACUAUGUAAUAAAUAUACCAAAGAGUAGGAGUUAUAAAUGCAGGGAGUGACUCGCAAGCUUUAAAUGUAGCCCUUCCCCUCCAUGAAAACCUCUGACUGUUUGCACACAGGUUCAGGUGAAUUUCAGGAAUGGGACUCACCCUCCCUUUAUCUCUCCUGCUUCCUGCUGCAAUGUGAAAUAGGACAAAUAUUGUUAAUAACUCCUCAUUAUAAAUCAAGGCAGGAUCCCCCUGGGUUGAAUGAAAAUAUUGACAAGCAUUCAGAAACCAAACAGACAUUAAAGAGGACAGUGUUGUGACAGCAGUGGCUCUAAUCAUACAGGAAUCCAAAGAAGCUGUUGUGGGCCAAGACACCCACGCUGACAGUAUUAAGGUGUGUACAGACAGAGAAUUUGACCCUGAAUGGAGUAUUUCAUCCUGACUAUGACAUUUGCUACAUGCACUGGCUCCAAAAUUUGCAUCGAAUUAGUUUUUCUUUCACUAAAAUUCCCCAUAAGAUGUAAAAGCUGUUGUGAUCAUAAGUGUGCAGAUCCGGUCUCCUGCUCAAUAUUAGGUCAUUACGUUGUUAUUAUGAUGCAGUUGGUUUGUGACUGUUAUAGGCAUAUCUGCUGCCAGCUGAUCAGAGGGCACUCAUACCUGUGUGACUGGACAUGAUUUGUUUUCUUCCUUAUGUAUUAUUUUUGUAUAAAUUUAAAUCAGUCUUAAAAUCAUUAUUUAUACUUUCUGAAAGAAUAUUGGUAUUUGAAGUAAAAUGUUUGUUUUGUUCCCAAAAUGAACACAUUUCUGUGGUUAUUUUCAUUCACAUUGUCAUAUAGCAAAUGGGAUGCUCAGUGCUUGGUGCAUUUCUUAUUUACUUUUCACAUCACUUUUAAUAUAUAUCAAAGAAAGUGCUGCAGAAAUAAAUCUAUUGGAGUUAUAAGAGCAAUAAAUCCAACUGGAAUCUCGAUUCAUAAGACUUAAAAGUAAUGCUUUUCUCAGCAGUAGAAAGAACAGGUAGUUCAGCGUGUGUUUAUAACCUCGUCAAAUAUGUCGUGGUAUUGCAGUGUGAUAAGAAAACAGCCGCUUUGAAGUUCAUGGAUCUAAAGUGCACAUUUCAUUUCAGGCAGUAAGUUCACUGACCCCAACAUGUCGACAGCUCAACUCAGCCUUUAUCUGGUUGUAACCCUAAACGCACUGUAAAAAAUAGUUUCCAGCUAUGUAAUUGUGUAUACUAAAAAGUAUGGAGUUUGUAAUGACAUCAAGCAUUCAUUCAAUGGUGUUUUUGGUCAGGGUAACAAUCUUUUAUUAGCUCAGUUUUAGUUAUAAUGCAGUGCUGUACAAAAGAUUUGAACCACUCAUCGUUUCUUGAUGUUUUACUUCUAAAGAGCCAAACUUUCUUGUAAUCUUUUGAAGUGUUCUUGUGCAAAUAGCUUUCCAGCUUUCUAAAAAAAAAUUAAGUUUUCCUUUGAAUAUUAGAAAAUGUUUUUAAAAAGUGUAUUUUUAGUUCAGACAGGCAACAGGCUUAUUUGUAGUCAUGAAUCUUCCCCAGAGCCCAGACCCUCAACAUUAUUGAAGCAGAGUGGGAUUAUCUUGCCAGAGAAUGAAACAAAAGCCAACACCCAUAGAAGAGGUGUAAAAUGUCCUUGAAGAUGUCUGGAGAAUUAUUUCUGAAGAAUACAGAAAGCAAUGAAAGAAAAGUUUGCCUAAGAUGGUUCAAACUGUGUUAAUGAAUAUAGGUGGUCGAAUAUUUUUAUAUGUUAUUAUCUUAUUUACUACAUUUCCACCUGUGGUUGCACAUGUUUCAGUAUCACUGCAUAUAUUUCCUGUUUUUCUAGCAGUAUUUAAAGAAACAAGGGGUGACUCUAAACAUUUGCACUGUACUUUCUUUCUACCAUUUUAAAUAUAGUUAAACUUGUGUAUCAGAUUGAGUUUUUUUUAGGUCUUUGAAUCUGUAAAAUCUUAAUAUCCCAUUUAUUCUUUUGUUUAAUCAUUUAAAGUAUCUUCUCUUUAUCAUAAAAAAGGUUUUACGAGA